Messenger RNA from Harmonia axyridis, 986 nucleotides. Its product is annotated as transmembrane protein 138. The transcript is spliced from 4 exons. Lineage: Eukaryota; Metazoa; Arthropoda; Insecta; Coleoptera; Coccinellidae. The record is from RefSeq and is a predicted model, not a curated record. Bases 256 to 717 code for a protein of 153 amino acids. Gene Ontology annotation, cellular component: cilium.
AUGACGUCACUUAAAUGUCAAAUGUGAAUGUUAGGGUUGGAUUUUAUUACAAAAAUUAUAAAUAUUCAAAUCAUGAACGAAAUGAAAUGACUGUAGUAAUUAAAGCUGAUAUUUUACAUAUUGAGAAACAUAUCAAUCCUAAUGGCAAAACUGGAAUUGUCAAUUUUGAAAGGGCUUCUGAAUAUUUUUUCAGGAAUUAAUUGAGCAUUUGAUGGACUAAUAUUUCAAUCAUUCCGUACGUAACUGUACUCUAUUAUGGUGGACUAUUUAACUGGUCGCUAUGUUCCCAUUGUUGCGUUUCAAUUAAUUCUUCUCAUCUCCGACUUGUUGAUCAAUAUAGUAUCUAUUAUUUUGAGAUCUUAUAAUGCACUGAUCUUGGUCUUUUCAGUAAUUCAAAUUUUAUGCAUCAUUUUGGCCUUUUCUACAAUUUUCAUCCAAUUUUUCUCAACAUAUGUAUAUCAGGUUGGACUCAUCGAAUUAUUACAUGAAAGAUUCAGACAUACAAUAAUCAUUUGUCUCAUUUAUUUCAUAGCAACAUUGGGAAUAAACGUCUGGUCACUUCUGCUCAGAUAUAAUGAAACAUAUAAAGGAAACUGGCCCAUAGAAUUCAUUGUGUUUUAUAUAGUCCAUCGACUUUUUGCUCCAGUUUACUAUUACGAGUUCAAGAGGUGUUUUCUCCGAAUAAGUGACCCACGUUUUUAUGAAGAUAGUCGUUAAUGAUAAAUUCCAUUCUUAGAUCUCAGGAUAAACUAUCUCAGAGAAUUUAAAGAAAUUUCAACAUUAAUAAAAUGUAUAUUUAUUUGUAUAUUACCUAACAUUUUAAUUUGAAUUGUUAGAACAUUUUCUAGUCCAAUGUGAUAUUUUUUUCAUUCCAAAGUAAACAUCAGGUAUAAGUUUACCUUGUAAUAAAUGUGAUCAAAGAUUAUAUCUAUAUUUGAGUAUAUCUACCUUUUGAAUAUAAUUAAAUGUGAACUGAACAUAUAAAA